UUUUCUCUCUUAUAAUUGUUCUUUCAGAAAUCUCCAAUCCAUAUUUUGUCAAUCGUGAAUUAAACAAGCAAAAACCCCUUAUCUUAAAAUGGCACUACUACCUUUAGUUCAAAAACCAAACCAACCAUUAAUCCCAUUCCCUUCUUCAAAUCCUAACAACACCUUUACCUUAAACAAAGCCAAAAACAGAACUCAAAUGUACCUCAAUUCUCACCACUUCACUAGAAGAACAAGUCUAAUUCUAGGCCCAACUUUAUUCAUUCUUCUAACUGAAAAAACUGCCAAUGCCUUUGAUUUCAGAAUCACAGCUCCAGACCAGACUCUUGAAGAAGCACAGGAUGGGAUUCAAAGCCAUGCAUUAAGUUUAUUACAAGUCAAAGAAUUAUUAGAGGAAGAGUCGUGGAAAGAAGCUCAAAAAGCUUUGAGAAGAAGCUCAGCUUUAUUAAAACAAGAUAUCUAUACUAUAAUCCAAGCUAAACCUGGUAGAGAGAGGACUGAAUUGAGGAAGAUGUAUUCCAUUUUGUUCAAUACUGUUUCAAGAAUGGAUUUUGCAGCUAGGGAUAAGGAUGUGCCACGUGUAUGGGAGUGUUAUGAUAAUAUUGUCCUAGAGCUUAACAAUAUUUUGUCAAGACUGUAGUAGUAUAUAUAGUAUUGCAACUAUUUUUCAAUUGUGAGGUCUUUUUGUUUAUUUAUCAAGUUUUGUUUACUAGAUGUAUGA
Lycium ferocissimum is the source of this 718-nucleotide messenger RNA. RefSeq names its product psbQ-like protein 3, chloroplastic. The record is from RefSeq and is a predicted model, not a curated record. The coding region runs from base 89 to 637 and encodes 182 amino acids. Gene Ontology annotation, molecular function: calcium ion binding. Lineage: Eukaryota; Viridiplantae; Streptophyta; Magnoliopsida; Solanales; Solanaceae. Gene Ontology annotation, cellular component: photosystem II oxygen evolving complex; extrinsic component of membrane; chloroplast. Gene Ontology annotation, biological process: photosynthesis; photosynthetic electron transport chain. The transcript has a single exon.